Zea mays is the source of this 900-nucleotide messenger RNA. RefSeq lists its product as uncharacterized. The record is from RefSeq and is marked predicted. The coding region runs from base 23 to 451 and encodes 142 amino acids. The transcript has a single exon. NCBI's taxonomy places the organism in Eukaryota, Viridiplantae, Streptophyta, Magnoliopsida, Poales, Poaceae.
CGCGUCUCUCUCCCCUGCUUCCAUGGCUGCCGUACCCUUUGCUCCUCCCAGCCAGCCGAGGUCUCUUCCGAAGCACCGCCGGCCAUCUCGAGGGAGAUCUGGCGCCCGGCCACCCUCACCUCAUCCACUUCCUGGCGUUCGUCCUCGGCUCCCUCACGCCGUGUGCUCCUCCCUGGUACUCGAGAUCGCCCAUGGAGCCCAGCCCCAUGCGGCGCUCCGCUCGCUCUUGUCUGGUGGCUGGUGCGCGCAGGCGCCGGGCUCAGGGAGCCCCGGCAAGAGCUGGCGUUGUGGCGGGCCACCGACAGCGAUGGAGGUGCUUGCUGCCACUCCUUGUAGGCGUCGCCUUCCUUGUCGAGAUCACCUCCCUUUGCCGCCUCGACAUGGCGAAGAACGCCGAGGUGGUCGAGAGCUAGACCAGCUCCUUUUACCACUGCUCCUCCCAUUGGGGUGAAGCCGUGGGUCGGGGCGUGGUCCCGAGGUCAGGCAGCGAUGGCGAGGAUGAAGAGAUCCGAUGGUGCGAGCAGCGGUUCGAGAGGGAGGAUGUCGUGCCCUAUGAGUCUAUGACCGCGACGUUGACAGGGAUCCCGUGCUUGUCGGUGGCGCAGCCAAGGACUGGAGUAAAUGCUACGUAGGUUGUGGAUUUGUUUUUUUUCUGCCAGUAAGACACUUGAUGCUACUUUUGGAAUUGCACCAGAUUUUUCUGUAGAGGGUAUCCUCGGAUCAAUGGAAUCAUCUCAAUAUUAUUCAAAAAAUAGUAUUGAUGUGGCUCGAGGGAGAGGGUACAAGAUUGUGAUGACAAUCAGCCUUUCUUGAGACGUCCCAGUUGGCUACUCUUCAUGGGCUGAAUAUGAUUGUAACACCCUCAAUUUGAGGUAUAAAAUUUUUUUUCUAAUAUCCACC